AUGAGCAUCCCCUUCAAGUACCACCUCUACGCGGUGAUGGGCAGGCAACGCCAUUUAUGGCGGCUAACGGUACACCGGUCACGCAGUUCGGCUUGCUUCUGCUAACAGAAUGGGCGGUCUUUUUUAGCCCUGGCAAGGCAAAAAGGAUAAUAAGACCACAAUUAUGCUAUAACACGUUCAACACCACGGAUGGAACUUUUUCGCAAGAAUACCAGUCAACCAGGACGACAACACUGGGUGACCGAUUGCAUAAGAUCUCCUGGAAAACGUGUGGUCCACGCUUCGAUCAAUAAAAGGCACUAAAAGGCAAUAAAAGGUCGAAAGCGAAGAUGGACCAUCUAAGUAUCUAAGUAAGUAAGUAGUUAAUGAGCAUAUAAACGCUCUCAAAGCAAAAUGAAAAGAGUUCCCGAGAAGCUGAAAAGUUUUGAUGCUCUUGUACCCCCUUGCAGAGUUUAGGGCAUGAGAACGCACUGUUCAACACAUUAGCGUCAAUUUGAAAUAGUCGGACCUGCCUGUUUUUUAUUGUCCCUAACUGAUGUGAUCUAGUUAUAUAAAAAAGAGCAUCUGAUCAAGAGAGGGCGCAGAUUUCAGCGAAGCUGGAUUCAAAAUUUACAUUGAACCGCAACGCGUGAAGCCAUUUUAAGUGCGGCCAUGGAAAAAAGCCAAUAAACAAGAGACCUGCUUGUGAUUCUUCAUUGAAAUGCAUCCGAUUGACGCUAGAAGUUUAAUCCGUUGUAUAGAUAAGAGACGUAAAAAUGGAACUUUUGAAUCUUUUUGGCGUGGUUGAAGUUGAUUCAGCGAUAACUUGCCAAUAAAAAUGAUGAUAUUUUUGAAAGGCCACAAUAUUUUCCAAUCAGUGACAGCCUAAGACAAAGAGUUGUGACGUCGAAAUAUCUUCUUAUCGGACAGUAUUUCUCCAUUCGCGUGAAGAUUUGCUGCACAUUAUUUUCAAGCCGAUCGACGUCAUGAGUCCAAAAAUUUUGAAGAUAGCAUUCAAAAAAAAAAAAAGAUUUUACAGUUGGAUAUUUUUGAUUUUUAUCGCUUUUAGAAAAUUUAUAUUUUUUGUUCUCGAAAGUUCAGUUUUUCCUGAUCUCCUUGAUCACCUCUAUCGAUUGAUACCGAAUUUGACCUACUUUUUAAUUUUAGGCCCCUAUUUUUGAUCGCCUCUAACUUAGUUUCUAGUUGACCUAGGGAAGUCAAACCUGGCCUCAGGCGUUUUUCCUGAUGAGCGUUUUGAGACGGGUGAUACAUCUCAAUCCCUGGUAAAGUCAAAAUUUUGAGUUACAAGCUGAGGCAAGUCUGAAUCUUCUAUAUGAAGCUUGAUCUCGUGAUGAUCUACAUAAUUCGAAAGCUGAUAAAGUUAUGAAGCUUUCAAGUCCACAAAGUGCGAUUUUCCGGUCCUUUUUUUGUCUCUAUAUUCGAGCUUUUCCUUUGAAACUGAUAUGAUUACAGUACUAUGUAAAAGCUGCUCUAUCGAUUAAACUAAAAAAAACCUAAAAAAGAAAAAAAAUUUUGGAGCUUUUUUCUUUUUCGCGAGGAAACUACACCGAUGAGAGCCUCAGACGAGCACUUGACACGACGCACUGAUCCAGACAACAUAUUUGCGCAAAUUUAUUUUUGAAGACCGAAUUCGGAGGCUCAUAGAGCAGCUAUAGCUUAUCCAAUCAUAUCGAUCGAUUCGUCUCAUUGUCUUUUGAUUGAUUAUUUAGGUUAUCAGUCGAUUGAGUUUCAUUCAGAAGUUUCGAACUUGCCUCAGCUUUAAGCCCCGUUCUUGAAGAACUAUCCGCAAUUGGAAUACACAAGUUUGUUUUUGAACUUUAUAUCGAUUAAUUUAUCCAGAUAUCGUUCAUGCCGGAAGUUCAAACUCCAUACAAAUUUUUUUCAAAAGAUGACAUGAUCUCAUCGAACCUUGAAAUAAUCAAAAGUUCACAGAAGGGGCGUGUUUCGCUGGAAAAAACGUUGAUAAGAAACCCCCUUUCAUGUUGCGACUGUGAUGAUUUAUUCAAAUAGAACAUUUCUUUCGUUGACUUGGAUUCAUAGAUUUCUUUUUUUAGAAUUUAGUUAGAUUAUAUGGAUUCGCAGUGAGAGGCGUUAGAUAGUGAUGAAUAAAUUUUCUUUGUUUUCUCAAAAAUUGGUUUCUAUCUAUAGUCUGUGCAGAUUUUGAAUGUCAAGUAGAAUGACGUCAUUCGAAAACGUUCUGUGGAUGGCUUCAGCGAGGACUUGACAUUCAAAAUCUGAACAGACUAUAAAUUUCUCGGAAGUUUUUGACUCACUUUCGGUAGUUCUAUCAUUUUCAAAACGCAACCGUUUUGGACCUUUCACCCAAAGUUUCUAUUCCUAACUCGAGAAUACUAGUUUCACUUUAUUGACACUUUUCAGGAAAAUGAGCCCAAUCUUUGGGCUCGCAGUUCUUAUAUCCAGCGCUAUAGCCAAUAUGGGUAACUUUCAACACAUCCUAUGAAAAGUUGAUCAUCGAUUCCAGCCCAAUGCCCAGAGGGAUAUGUUCGUUUUCCACUCAAUGGCCAAAACAGUGGAACUUGGCCAACAGAAUCGUUGAGCCAACUGGAACCUUUGGGUCAGAAUUCAAACUGUUUUCUACAAGUGAGCCCAACAGAUUAGCUUCCUAAAGUAGUUUUUGUAUUUAGUUCGUCCCGCCACUCUUCACAAUCUUGUACCAAACCUUCAAUAUCUCCAAUGUGUCGGAUAAAACAAUUUACUUUUCGAAUUUGCUCAUCGAUGAAAUGUGGGUUUUUCACUACUUUUUACUUUGAAACCUUUCGUCUUUCCAGAUUAAUUGGAACGGCCGUCAAAAACUUCAUCAGCUCGGACUUUGUGGGAAUAACGAUUAGCCCUAGUCCCGUGGUAGGAGAUGCGGCUUUUGCGUUGUCUUAUGAAUACAGAAAAGGUAAACAUUUCUCACAUGGUUUUGUGGGCGGAGCCACGGUUUUGCAAGUGUUGCGCGCUUCUAAGGAAUGCUUUUUUUGAAAAAAAUUACUAAGAGAAUUUUUAUAAGAGAAUUUUUAAAUUUUUGGAAAUUUCUAAAAUUUUUAUCUUUCAUCUUCAUCCUCUGAAAAAAAGCUUCCAUACAAAAAAAGAGAAUCUGAAAAAAAAUACUAUUUUUUUAAGCGGUCAAAAGUUUGUGAAAAUAUAAUUUUCAGCACCAACUCCAACUGAAAAUAUCGUUGUUGGCACGCGGGAUUUCCAGCAAUUGAACUUUAACACAAGAAAAACCGACCAAUCGACAAAAAUAAGCUCAAAAAACACCGAUGAUACGAUUGUGUUCCUGGCCUACUACAAUCAGGAUUCUUGGGACUAUGACUCUUCAGAUUGUCUAUCCUUUUUCAAUCAAACGCAGCUGUUGACAAGGUCAAUUUUCAUUCAACUCGAGAUAAUCAAAAUGAGUCACAAAAAGUGAUGGAACAAGAAUAAUCUCGGCGGGAACUGCGCUCUGUUGAUAAUUUAACGAUUCUAGAAUAUUUAAAUGAAUAUCCUGGCCUUUUUCAACCUUGUAUUAGAAAAAUGUAUGAAUUUUGAAAAAGCCAUGAAGGAAGAACGAAACCUUUCUACGAAAAGAACAAAAUCGUUCCAGUGGAUAUCGAAUCGUGAGCAGAAACGGUGGCAUUUGGGUCACGGACAACACUGAAUUCACCAUGUUUUCUUCGCCAAUCCCAGGCUUCCAUCCAAUAAUUGGCUUCUAUGGAUACAAGAGUGAGAUAAUACACUUAAAAUAACGGAAAAAACUUGUUCAGCGCCCAAAGACGCUGAUGUUUCCUGGCCAGACUACAAGGCGAAAGCAUGGGAGGCAAAAAGCUACGAAAUGAACUCGGCAACUGAGCGAAUCUACGUUUUCAUGCGCGAAGAUGCCACGAAAGUUGGCGUUAUUUCAAACAUCGUAUCGAAGAAUGAUCAAUUUGUGAGUUUUUUUGUAAGUUUAGUUGUCAAUUAUUAAAAUUAAGGCGGAUGGAAUCAUUGAAAUCUACGAAGGAGUUGGUGAGGUCUAUCGAAACAAUACAGUCUUUGGAACCUUGGUCGCUCGAUUCAAGUGAGAAUAUUAUAAAGCAUUUUUGUAGAAAUUGCAUUUUUUUUUUCAGCACCACGACAAAGGCUCCAACAACGCUCCCGGGUUUGACGUACACUUUCUGCGUUAAAAAAGGUGAAAAUUUUAAAUUAAAAACAUCUAUCGAAUCGCAAAAAAAAACUACUCGAGGCAAAGUUGCUCUACAGUAAAAAUCUUUUUCAACUUCAAAAAACUUCAAAAACGGAAUAUAUCCUACGGAAUUUCAGCAAACAAAGAUUUCGCUCAGUCUCAAGCUUCAUAUCAAGCGUAACGACGUUUUUCUUUGACGAAGCCCGCCUCCUUUUUUCCGUAGAUUGUCGUGUAUCGUGUGCAAGCACUGCGGCGCUUUCACACGUAAAAACAUCAUUUACAGACGAGAAAAUCUAUUCUUCUCAGGACGUAGGUUAAUGCUGACCUGCGCCUUUAAUUAGUCGUGUUGUUCACACGCUCGUAUGUCUCCGCCCUCUCUCUUUGGUUUCGCUAUUUCUUCCACUAGCAAAAACGUCUUAUAGUGAUAAGGGGAUGAUUAACCACUCAGAACGAAGAUUUUUCGAAUUUUUUCAAACUAAAGAUUAAUUACUAAUUUUAAUUGUCCUUCUAUUCAUAAAGUUCAAUCAUUUUUUUUCUCAGGAAUUGUCGCAUUCGACCUCUACGAAGUCUCCUCGCCCAGAUCCGUUGUUCCGACAACGCCAGAAAUUAUGAUACCUUCUGUGACCUCUCCUAAAUCCGGAUCAAAACCGGCCGGCGUCAAUCAUAAGGUUCCCAAAACUUCCAUCAGAACGUCGUUCAUUUUGGGUACCGCUGCAGUCUUCGCAGCGCUUCUACGUUGACUUGCCUGGAAGGAAUAAUUUCUUUGUGUGA
Messenger RNA from Caenorhabditis auriculariae, 4918 nucleotides. Lineage: Eukaryota; Metazoa; Nematoda; Chromadorea; Rhabditida; Rhabditidae. The record is from the annotation of a GenBank genome assembly.